Messenger RNA from Thermothelomyces thermophilus ATCC 42464, 207 nucleotides. RefSeq lists its product as uncharacterized. Lineage: Eukaryota; Fungi; Ascomycota; Sordariomycetes; Sordariales; Chaetomiaceae. The record is from RefSeq and is a predicted model, not a curated record. The transcript has a single exon. The coding region runs from base 1 to 207 and encodes 68 amino acids.
AUGGCCCCCUCACAAUCCCAUUCUAGUCCUGGAACACUGGACUCUUUCCGCCAUCGUAGUACCCACGAACUGCUCCUUAGUAAGGAAAAAAAAGAAUCAAAAACAUACAGCACCGGGGAUUCGCUGGUCGUCACCGACCCAGCUACUAAUCCGGCCCUUAGGAGCUUGACUCGGGGAGAGCGGACGGGAUCCCGUGUUUUCUCGUAG